Molecule: messenger RNA, 1141 nt
Organism: Alnus glutinosa
Lineage: Eukaryota; Viridiplantae; Streptophyta; Magnoliopsida; Fagales; Betulaceae
Product: glutathione S-transferase U17-like
Exons: 2
Coding region: 295-987 (230 amino acids)
Biological process (GO): glutathione metabolic process
Cellular component (GO): cytoplasm
Molecular function (GO): glutathione transferase activity
Source: RefSeq, a predicted model, not a curated record
CACACCAGCUCCCAACGCUCUCCUUUAAUCCAACGGUCAACAACCAAGAAACUGCGCGUCUCGUCUACCCUUCAAUGGUCACACACAUUUGGUCAGCUUUUCAUUCAUCAUCCGAUUUUCAUUCUCACCUAAUCCCUGUACGUACCAUCUUCAUUCUUCACCCACAUUCGUCCUCAGCGCACUUUUUUCAUUGUCUAUUUAACAUUCACACACACGCACGCGCACGCGCUCAGAAGCAGAUCAUCUUAAAUAGGUUUUGCGAAAGGCAACUUUGGAAGAGAGAAGUGAUUGAUCAUGGCGAAAAGUGAAGUUAAGCUUCUGGGUGCAUGGCCAAGCCCAUAUGUGAUGAGGGCUCAGAUUGCUCUUAACCUCAAAGCUGUUGAGUAUGAGUUUCUUGAAGAGACGUUUGGGUCUAAGAGCCAGCUUCUUCUCCAAUCCAAUCCUGUCUACAAGAAAAUCCCGGUUCUCAUCCAUGCUGACAAGCCCAUCUGCGAGUCCCUCGUCAUUGUUCAGUACAUUGACGACGUCUGGACCUCCGGUCCCUCCAUCCUCCCUUCUGAUCCUUAUGAUCGUGCGAUUCACCGAUUUUGGGCUGCCUACGUCGACGAAAAGUUCUUUCCGACAAUGAGAGGCAUUGCGGCUGCCCAAGGAGAGGAGGCCAGGAAGGCGUUGGUGGAGCAAGUGGGUGAAGGGCUUGCGCUGUUGGAGGAAGCCUUUGACAAGUGUAGCAAAGGGAAGGCUUUCUUUGGUGGAGAUCGAAUUGGGUUCCUGGAUAUUGCUUUCGGGUGCUUCUUGGGGUGGCUGAGGGCGACAGAGAAGAUGAAUGGGGUGAAGCUGCUCGACGAAGCGAAGACUCCUGGGCUGGUGAAAUGGGCUGACAGGUUUUGUGCUGAUGGUGCUGUUAAAGGUGUUAUGCCGGAGACCGAGAAGCUUAUGGAGUUUGCUAAGGUUCUCAUGGCCAAAAUGAGAGGAGCUCCUCCUAAGUAAUAUGUUUGUUUAUGUGAACAACUUAGUUGCGUGUUGAUCACAGAAGUAGUUGAUGCCCUUUGCGUCGUUCCUUUUGCUAGGAGUGGCCUUCUUGUUUGUUGUGACUCAAAAACUUGGUGAAGAAUAAAUUUGGCAUCCUUAUCAUGUUUUGGCA